ACGGAGAGCGGGUGGAGAAGAUGUUGGAUUUUCUGCAGGAUGCUGGGAGGACUGGUUUUCAGACCCUCCAGAGUCUCACAGAUGAAGAUGUUUGCGCCAUAUGGGCUUCCGUCUCUGAGUUCGUUGAGCACCAGAUGUCUCUGCAGAAGGGGGUGCAGAUCCCAGGACUGGGGACAUUUACUCUCUCCAGACAGAAAUUAGAUGUCGGCAACAACAAGUUUAUCAUCAUACAGCGUCCAGUCUUCCUUCUGUCAGAAAAACUUGCUCAAGUUCAUGGCUUGAAGUUCAACAAAGUGUUCACAACAGGUGACAUUCCAAUCGUCCCUCUUAAUUUCAUCGCCCUGUCAUUCGCCUGCCCCUACAACAGGGACACCAUCGAGGCUUGCGUCAGGGAGACCCUCAGUGCUUUUUCACGAUCAAUUGCUACUAAACAAAAUGUGGAGUUUACCUUCAGGAGCAUCGGGGCUCUUAUCAUUCGAGAUCUGAAAGUUAAGAUGAAGUUUUAUAAAGAGUUUGUGAAUAGUAUGGACGGAACAGGAGCGGUGGUGAAAUCCCUCUGUAAUAGGCCGGGGACAGCUGAUUCUGUCAUGUCCUCAGGGGAAGACCACAUGCUGCGCCCUCGAUCUUGCAGUGCUCUUCUGUUCCCUAGAAUCGACAUGAAAGGAACAGAAAAAUCCACAGGUAUGGAGACCAUCCCGGAGGAAAAUGGAGAGGUGGGGAGCGUGGAGGAACCAAAGUGUGACCUGCAACCAGACCGAGAAGAAGAGACCGACAAAGAGGAGCCGUUCUCCAGCAGAAGAGAGAACUCCGCUACCAAACGCUUGCUGAACAGACAGUACAUUGUGCCUGCCACAGUUACCGCCAUCAGCCUGAACGAAGACAAAAUCCCAAAGCCAAAAACUGCUCCAGAAAGAUUGGGAUCUCCAGCUUCUAUGAAUAUUCCAAGAGCGGACCCUGAAGUCAACCAAACUAAUGUGCUACAGAUAAGGCCACCCCCUGCGUGCCUGGACCACUGUCGAGCAGGGCAGGAAUUGUGCUACCUGUGCCUACAGCGUGCCCAGAAAAACAUCCCAGUGUAUUUUACGGAAGAGCGGAAACUGCGAGAAAGGGAAGAGGAGCGGGUCCUACAGCAGUAUCAGCACAUGAAGGACCAGGAGGCCAUACUCAAGUCCCAGUUGGAAGCUCAUGUGAAUCGAGAAGAGAGAGAGAAAGAUGCUGCAUACAACAAGGGUGUGGCAGAGGCCAUCAGGAACGGGCGGAACGCCAGAAGCACAGAGUUCUAUAGAUCGUACAUUUUCCAGAAAAGGCCGCUGACCCCUCCAGCUUUACUAAAGCAAGAGCAGUACUACCAGUCGCUGACUAAGCAGAUGGCAGACAGAAGAGGCAAAGAAGUGAAGGAGAAGCAGGACCAGGACUUGCUGGCCCGACUCGAACACGUUCAGCUGGCAGAAGAGUUGGCCGCUCAGAGGGCAAAGUUUUUAAGAGCGAAAACGGAACAGAUUCAUUCCUACAAAAACGCCCUGGACACCCAGGUGAAAAUAAAGCCCAGUUUUGCUCUACCACCUGCGUCGGAGGCCGCAGAACCAGUUUUUGGCCGUAAUGAUAUGACCAAUGAUAAACUGGUGGAGAGGAAGAGGAGGGCGCAGGAGGUGUAUAAACAUCAGCUGCAAGCUGCAGCAGAACGCAAGCGCCUCACCAUACUGAACGACCUGGUGCGGCAGAGGAAGGAAGCGGACAUGUUACAGCGCUCAAAAGAACUGUUUCUGUCAGAUAGAGCAGUGCAGUUUGGGAAGAUUCACAGAUUACAUAAGACUUUACAGGAAGACUGGACAAGGAGCUCAGAAAUAAAGAGACAGAAGGAGCAUAAAGAAGAACUCUACAUGCAGGCUGGCAGCGAGCUCCUCCUAGAUCAGUGUGACAAGUACCGCCGCUGCUUCCAGUGUAAGAGGCGCACGUCCAACUGCGGUGAGACCAACGUGUGGUGCGAGUCCAGAUACAUCCCUGGGUCCCGGCUGAUGGUUUGAUCGCAUCCUCCAGGAAACAUGAUUUUUAGCGGUGACGAGGGUCCACAGCCUCAUUAGAGUUUAUUACAAGACUUGAAAUAAAAACAAAAAAACCCGUCCUACCUCCGUCUCUGGUGGCACCAGGAGUCAAUACAAUGAAUUGGCGCUGCAGCGGCACUGAUGGCAGAUUAGUCCUUUCACAGGAAAAUGGUGUGAAAUCCAA
Molecule: messenger RNA, 2226 nt
Organism: Bufo bufo (common toad)
Lineage: Eukaryota; Metazoa; Chordata; Amphibia; Anura; Bufonidae
Gene: CCDC81
Product: coiled-coil domain containing 81
Exons: 16
Coding region: 21-2024 (667 amino acids)
Cellular component (GO): centrosome
Source: RefSeq, a predicted model, not a curated record